Salvia hispanica is the source of this 792-nucleotide messenger RNA. Its product is annotated as NDR1/HIN1-like protein 1. The record is from RefSeq and is a predicted model, not a curated record. NCBI's taxonomy places the organism in Eukaryota, Viridiplantae, Streptophyta, Magnoliopsida, Lamiales, Lamiaceae. Gene Ontology annotation, biological process: defense response to other organism. Gene Ontology annotation, cellular component: plasmodesma; plasma membrane.
CUCCCCACAUUCAAUCAAAACACAAAACCUCCAAACCAACUUCCACCACCACCACAACCACCGCCGCCGCCGCCAUGACGGCCAAGGACUGCGGCCACGAAGACGACGAACGCAAGAAGCUCCACCGCCGCCUCCUCACCGCCUCCCUCGCCUUCCUCCUCCUCGUCCUCUUCCUCAUCCUCCUCAUCUUCCUCAUCCUCCAGCCCUCCAAACCUGCCUUCCUCCUCCAAGACGCCACCGUCUUCGCCUUCAACCUCUCAUCCGCCAACACCCUCACCACCACCAUACAGGUAACCCUCGCCGCCCGCAACUCCAACCAGCGGAUCGGGAUCUACUACGACCGCGUGGACGUCUACGCGGCCUACCACGGCCAGCAGAUCACGCUCCCCACGCUCCUCCCGCCGACCUACCAGGGCCACAAGGAUUCCGCCGUGUGGUCGCCGUUUCUGUACGGCGACGCCGUGCCGGUGGCGCCGGAGCUCGGCGUGGCGCUCGGCCAGGACCAGAUCGCCGGCACGCUCAUGGUGAACAUCAGAGUCCGAGGCAGGAUUAGGUGGAAGGUGGGGACGUUUGUCUCCGGCGGGUACCAUUUGUAUGUGAAUUGUCCGGCGUUUAUAAACUCCGGCGGGCGGAGUGUCGGGAUCGGCGGCGGCGGAGAGGUGGCGGUUAAGUAUCAGUUGAUUAUGGAUUGCCAUGUUGAUGUGUGAGACUAAUUGUAUCUUAAUAUUGUAAUUUGAACUUAGUUCAGAAAAAUCAUUAAAUUUGAACUUGGUUCGUAAUUAUUUCAUAACA